Messenger RNA from Vigna radiata var. radiata (mung bean), 1140 nucleotides. Its product is annotated as F-box/kelch-repeat protein At3g23880-like. The record is from RefSeq and is a predicted model, not a curated record. Gene Ontology annotation, molecular function: protein binding. Lineage: Eukaryota; Viridiplantae; Streptophyta; Magnoliopsida; Fabales; Fabaceae. The coding region runs from base 1 to 1140 and encodes 379 amino acids. The transcript has a single exon.
AUGAAGAAACAGUCUCACGGAAAAGGGAUGGAAGUUUUGCCAGAGGAGAUGAUUAUGGAAAUCUUGUUUAAGUUGAAUGUGAAGUCUCUUGUUCGAUGCAAAAGCGUGUGUAAGUCGUGGCUAUCUUUGAUAUCUGAUUCUCACUUUACAAAAUUGCAUUUUGAUCUCUCUCCUGCAACAGAGAAAUUUAUGAUCGUUUCAAAUCGGAAACUCACCACCAUAGACUUCAAUGCCUCCCUAAACUAUUAUUCUAGUUGUGUUCACUUCGAAGUACCACAGAGAAUUUUUCAUCCUUAUUAUUUUAAAUUUGGAGGUUCUUGUCGGGGAUUUUUACUUUUAGAAAGUUUGAAGGAUAAGUGGCUGUGGAACCCAUGCACAGGUUGCUACAAACAAGUUUGUAGGUCACCCCUUGAAUAUUCCUUUGAAACUAAUCCUAAUUAUGAUGUGCUGUUUCGAGGUUUGGGGUAUGACCCAUUAACUGAUGACUACUUGGUGGUUCAACUUUUCAGUAAACUUUACAGUAAUGAUAGAAAAUAUGCAGAGGUUUUCUCGAUCAGAGCUAAUAAGUGGAAGGAAAUUGAACCUGUCAAUUUGUCCUUCACACCCUGUGACUCGGAGAAUUAUAGCCCAGGCAGAGUUUUGAAUAAUGUCAUUUAUUGGUUGGGUUGCUGUAUUAAGGAAGAGGUGAAUGUUUUUAUCCUUGGCUUUGAUGUAACAAAAAGGAUGUUUUUUGAGAUAGCUGCGCCAGUUGAUGUUGCACCAGUUAAUUAUGGGAAUAGCAAGGAUAGAAAAGCUUUGAGUGAACUUGCAGGAUUGCUUAGUCUAUGUGUUUAUACAGAGAGCAACCAUUCAAUAGAAAUAUGGAGCAUGAAAGAAUACAAAAUAGAAUCAUCUUGGACCAAGACUAGUGUGGUGUCUCUUGUUGUUCCAUGCAGAUUCUUCAACCUAGUUUGCUUAACAAAAGAUGGUGAUAUUGUUGGAAAAGAUGGGGAUGAAUUGAUCAAAUAUAAUAAGAAGGGGGAAGUGAAGGAGAUUCUAUCAUGGGCUCGUCUCAAUCUUUCAUCCUUUCAUUUCGAGAUCUGUAAAGAAUCUCUUUUCUCACUUCCUUGUCACGAUGAGCAAGCACCAAAAGAUAUUUAG